UGAAUUUCGGAACGCAGCCCUUAUAACAUCUAACUAUUGUUGAGUUUAUGCGUUCGUAUUCUAACCUUAUCAAAGUCGACGUGUGUGAUUUUUAUUCGUCUAUAUUGGUCUAUAGGGUCUAUAUUACAUUCCACAGUGGAGUGUGAGGUUUAUGUUCACGAGUACCACGUGUAAAAUUUUGAAAAAAUACGUAUUUUCACUCACAAGAUUUUGUAAAUCGACUUGACUGCAAUUUUAAAAGAUGUCAGAUCUAUUUGACAGCAGCUCUUAUUCCGACAAGGAUGAUACAGAUGUGCUCAGUCAAGAAGUAGCGCAGGUUUUGUUAGUCGAGAAGGAAAAAGCAGAAUUAACUGCUCAGAUUCACACGUUCAACGACUUAUGUUGGGAUAAAUGCGUCGAUAAGCCAGGAAGUAAAUUGGAUGGCCGGACAGAAACGUGUAUAAACAAUUGCGUUGAUAGAUUCAUAGAUGUUUCUCUCUUUGUUACUAAUCGUUUUGCACAGUUAUUGAAUUCUGUAGCAAAAUAAGAUUUGUAGAAUGUAUUACAUAUAUAUGUAUAUAUAUAUGAAACAAAUUUGUAUGAACAGUAAGAUUUAAGAUUUCUAACUAUGAAUGUUAAAUCUAAUGUCACAUUCUUAAAUCAUGUUAAUCACAUUUGUGAAUGUAUAAUAAAGCUUUAUAUAUAAACAA
This is a messenger RNA of Solenopsis invicta (red fire ant), 689 nucleotides long. RefSeq names its product mitochondrial import inner membrane translocase subunit Tim8 (gene Tim8). The transcript has 2 exons. Bases 242 to 526 code for a protein of 94 amino acids. The record is from RefSeq and is a predicted model, not a curated record. NCBI's taxonomy places the organism in Eukaryota, Metazoa, Arthropoda, Insecta, Hymenoptera, Formicidae.